Messenger RNA from Zingiber officinale, 758 nucleotides. RefSeq names its product protein root UVB sensitive 6-like. The record is from RefSeq and is a predicted model, not a curated record. NCBI's taxonomy places the organism in Eukaryota, Viridiplantae, Streptophyta, Magnoliopsida, Zingiberales, Zingiberaceae. The transcript has 4 exons. The coding region runs from base 1 to 741 and encodes 246 amino acids.
AUGGUUCGAUCGUCGUUCUUUCUUCAUCCCUUCACCUGGCUGAUCGGCGCCUAUGCCAUCGAUCAAGAGAUGGUGAUCGACUGUGAUAUCCUCGUGGAGCUAGUCUGCUCGCUAUUGGCAUCAGCGCCCAAUCCGCCGCCUCGAUCUGACCAUGGCUCCGGUUCCAUUGAAGCCCUCGCCCAGCCUCGAGGCCCGCGACAUCGUCCGCGACGCCGUCUGCGCCAACUUGUCGCCACCCUCGCCUCACCCACCGCUCUGCCGCUGCGGGACGACCGGAUCCAGACCGAGGUCAAGUUCGGGGCGACAGUCGACCCUAGCCUCGACCUCACCCUCGCCGCGCUCAGGGUCCUCUGCUGCGAGGAGAUCGACGGGAGGAGGUGGAGUUAUGUGCUGGACGACGUGGAAUGCCCGCCCGGAACUAAGGCGCGGAAGGGACCGUCUCUGCGCGCCGUCCCGAUGCAGAGCCCCGUGGAUCCCUUGGAGGAGUUGAUGUCAUUCGUAAGAUCGUAUGUAGUGCCUGAAGGUUUUCCUGACAGUGUGACACCUUCUUAUGUCCCAUAUAUGAGAUGGAGGGCUUUGAAGCAUUUCUUUGGUGGAGCCAUGGGUGUUUUCACAACACGGACACUGUUAAACUCUGUAGGAGUAUCCAAAAAUACAGCUGCAUCAGGUGCUGUUGCCAUCAAUUGGAUACUCAAGGUAAAUUCUUUUUUUUUUCCCAGAAAAAUUAGUAGUCUAUGUUGAAUUCACUUAUUGCUUAU